AACUGUCGACGACCACCAUGUUUGUACCGAUCGUCCUGGCAGCCGUCUGCCUUGCCAGCUGCACGGUCUUGGCUGCAACUGACAAGCCAUUCUAUGACGUGGAAGACGCUGAGAACUUGUUCGAGAGUUUUCUCCAAAAGCACAAUAAAGUGUACAAGAACCGGAGGGAGUAUUACGAACGGCUUGGCAAUUUUAAGAAAAGCUUGAAGCAAAUAAAUGAGCGAAAUGCCAAGUUUCCUGAUACUGUGUUCGCAUUAAACCACUUUGCUGACUUAUACCCUGAAGAGCUGCAGCAAUAUUUAGGCUUCAAACUUCCCGAAAAUAUGACGGGUGUAGUACUCCCUGACGGGCCGACUCCGACGGAAGACCACUUUGACUGGAGGGACAAGGAUGCUGUUACACAUGUUAAGGACCAAGGAAUAUGUGGUAGUUGCUACAUCUUCAGCGCCGUUGGUGACAUUGAAGGGCAGUACGCCAUCAAACACAAGCAAUGCCUAGCCUUCUCUGAAGGGCAGGUUCUCGACUGCCUCAACACGGGAUCUUGCGGCGGAGGUUUUAUGCACCCAGUCAUGCAGGAACUGGCUAAGAAAAAGGAAAAAUUAGAAAAAGAGUCAGACUAUCCCUAUUUCCAUAAAAAACGAAAUUGCACUGAAGACGCUAGUAAGGGAGUUGUGCUAGUAACAAGGGGUGAUAAGAUCAAAAUUGCUGAUGAAGAAGAAUUGAAGAACAAAUUGGUAAACUUAGGACCUCUGGCAGUGGCUAUAAAUGCCGCUGACUUCGGCUUAUACCAAAAAGGCAUUCUAGAACCAAACGAGUGCAAGGGGAAGCAAGUUGACCACGGCGUGCUCUUGGUCGGCUAUGGAGAAGAAAAAGGCAAGAAGUAUUGGAUCAUUAAAAACUCUUGGGGCGUCGGGUGGGGAGAAAAAGGCUACGUGAGACUGUUGCGAGGAGUGAACGCUUGCAACAUGGGCAUUACCUACACUGCCCACUCCCAAGUGGCUUAGAGUCUGCUGUCACCCGAAGCCAUUAACAUCACCGUGCAUUCUUGGAUGGCAUAUCCCACGGUGCUUGCAUUGCGGUUAUGAAUGAAGGUUUACCAUUUUGGCUGCAAUAAAUAAAAACAAAUCUUUGAUCAAUUUGUAAAAUCUAUUUCUUUUGGUUUUAAAUUCUAUAAAUUUCUCAAUUAUUGGACACUAAAAUAAAGUUAUUACGUGCGUUUGAGUUGCA
Molecule: messenger RNA, 1227 nt
Organism: Leguminivora glycinivorella
Lineage: Eukaryota; Metazoa; Arthropoda; Insecta; Lepidoptera; Tortricidae
Product: procathepsin L-like
Exons: 5
Coding region: 18-1004 (328 amino acids)
Cellular component (GO): lysosome
Molecular function (GO): cysteine-type endopeptidase activity
Source: RefSeq, a predicted model, not a curated record